CUGCGAGUAAUACGACGGAGGAUCAAACCUGCGAUGAAGCAAGAAGGUUCUCAAUAACCUCGUAAUAUUUCGCUGUUUUCUGUCUCCAUCAUUAUCUUUCCCCUUCUCCCCAGCGCGCAUUUUUCCUGAAAGGCUGCUGCGUAAAAAUAGAAGUACAGUUGUCCAAAACUGGCCCCCAUUGACACAAUAGCUCCCAUUCCUCAGACGUGGCUCCUCCCUGUAUGUGUGAGAGCGUGUGUGUGUGUAUGUGUGUGAGUGUGCAGCGGGUGGGUGACAGCUGGGCUCGCCGCGCUCCGCUCCAGUCUAAGCUUCUCCAAAUAGGAUGACCGUCGGCUUUUGUGGAAGAGGACUGCGUACGUCUCCGUAGCUCGUUCUGGGACACCCUGUCGAUUCGGUCCGUCCGGUCUCACCUGAGGAGAACCUAAGAACUAGAACAUCGCUUAUCUGUUUAGUGUGGAUUUCUGAUGGAUAUUCCGAUUUGAAGAGGUGCGAUUUGAGCGCGGCAUGUAACAAAAAGAAGUGCAAGAGAAAAGUAGCGCUCGUAUUGUUAUUCUGAAGCGAGCUCCCCCAUCUGAACUGCUUGAAAGGACAGAUCUAAUGGAUUAUUAAAAAAAAAAACACCAGAGCUGGCAUACCCAUUCAUGAGCUGAAGGCGAAACCACAUCUUUAGCAGAGGACCAGCAGCAGCAGCAGCGGCGGCGGCGGCGUUGGAGUGACCAUGAGGUCAGAGGCCUUAGUACUCUACUUCACGCUACUGCAAAUAGCCGGGGCGGGUUUCCCUGAGGACAGUGAGCCUAUUAGCAUCUCACAUGGCAACUACACAAAACAGUAUCCUGCAUUCGUGGGCCACAAACCUGGGAGGAACAACACGCAGCGGCACAAACUGGACAUCCAGCUCAUCCUGAUCAUGAACAGGACGUUAUACAUCGCUGCCAGGGAUCACAUAUACACAGUGGACACCGAGACUGCCAACGGUGACGAGAUCUUUUUCAGUAAGAAAAUGACCUGGAAGUCCAGACAGGCAGACGUGGACACUUGCCGAAUGAAAGGAAAGCAUAAGGAUGAAUGUCACAAUUUCAUCAAAGUCCUCCUGCAGCAAAACGGUGACACCCUGUUUGUUUGUGGAACAAACGCCUUCAAUCCGUCCUGUCGAACCUACAAGAUGGACUCCUUGGAGGCUCUAGGAGAAGAGAUCAGCGGGAUGGCGCGCUGUCCAUACGAUGCCAAGCAUGCCAAUGUUGCACUCUUUGCUGACGGCAAGCUGUACUCAGCCACCGUAACAGACUUCCUAGCGAUCGAUGCGGUCAUCUAUCGUAGUCUUGGCGACAGCCCGACUCUUCGCACUGUCAAACACGACUCCAAGUGGCUGAAAGAACCGUACUUUGUCCAGGCAGUCAAUUACGGAGACUUCAUCUAUUUCUUCUUUCGGGAAAUUGCAAUGGAGUACAACACAAUGGGAAAGGUGGUGUUUCCCCGGGUGGCAAGGGUUUGCAAGAACGACCGCGGAGGUUCUCCUCGCGUCCUGGAGAAGCAGUGGACGUCGUUCCUAAAGUCCCGCCUGAACUGCUCCAUCCCCGGGGAUUCCCACUUCUACUUCAACAUCCUGCAGGCCGUGACGGACGUCAUCCACAUCAAUGGGCGGGAUGUGGUGAUGGCCACUUUCUCCACGCCUUACAACAGUAUUCCAGGUUCGGCAGUGUGUGCCUACGACAUGGCGGAGGUGGCCCGCGCCUUCACUGGGCGAUUCAAAGAGCAGAAAUCCCCAGACUCCACCUGGACGCCUUUUCCUGAAGAGAGGGUUCCCAAGCCAAGACCUGGCAGCUGUGCCGGCACUCCAUCCAUGGAGAGGUACAAGGUAUCCAAUGAGUUCCCUGACGACACUCUGAACUUCAUCAAGAUGCAUCCCCUGAUGGACGAGGCUGUGCCCUCUAUCGCUCACAGGCCCUGGUUUCUCAAGACCAUGGUGCGGUAUCGCCUGACGCGGAUCGUGGUGGACAACCAGGCGGGCCCCCACAGGAACCACACGGUCGUGUUCUUGGGAUCCGAGAAGGGCAUCAUCCUGAAAUUUCUGGCCAAAAUGAACAAAGGCUUCCUCAACGACAGCCUGUUCCUCGAGGAGCUCAACGUCUACAACCCGGACAAGUGCAGUAUAGAUGGCGUGGAAGACAAGCGCAUCAUCGGGAUGCAGAUAGACAGCAAGAGUAAUGCUCUGUGGGUGGCUUUCACCUCCUGUGUGGUCAAAGUGCCGCUGUCUCGCUGUGAAAGGCAUGGAAGAUGCAAGAAAUCCUGCAUAGCCUCCAGGGACCCGUACUGUGGUUGGGUGUCAGAAGGUGCCUGUCGACAGGUGACUACCGACACCAAAUCAGCCUUCGAGCAGGACGUGGAGCAUGGUAACACAGAUGGCCUGGGAGACUGCCAAAAUACAUUUGUGGCACUGAAUGACAUCCCUUCUGGUUAUGAAGGCCACCACCACCAUCACCACUCCCUUUCACUUCCCACCUCGGCCCUCCCCGAGGCAGCCGAGGGGCCCCUGGGGCGGAAGGACCCCCCUAUGAGUUCAGACAAAGGGGAGGACCCUUACGUGGCGGUGCCCUCUCAGACUCAACCCGAAGCCACUGGUGUGAUCCGUGAGAGCUACCAGAAGGGUCGCGACCAGCUGGUUCCCGUGACCCUGUUGGCCAUAGCCGUCAUCUUGGCUUUUGCGAUGGGCGCCAUCUUCUCAGGUCUCAUCGUCUACUGCGUCUGUGACCACCGGCGGCGAGAUCUGGACCUGACAGGUCGCAAGGAGAAGGACAGCCUGCAUCUCCACUCCCGCCGCGGGUCGAUGAACAGCGUGACCAAGCUGACCGGUCUGUUUGAGACGCAGGCCAAAGAUGGCCGCCCGGAGGCGAUUCUCACCCCUUUGAUGCACAAUGGGCGACUGACACCAAAUGCCAAGAUGCUGAUAAAAGCCGACCAGCACCACCUGGACCUCGCUGCUCUGCCAACGCCUGAAUCCACGCCGAUGCAGCCGCGUCGCAAGCCCAGCCGUGGAAGCCGUGAGUGGGAAAGAAAUCAGAACCUCAUCAAUGCUUGUACCAAGGACAUGCCGCCUAUCGGGUCUCCUGUCAUCUCCACGGACCUGCCCCUGAGGGCUUCACCUGGUCACAUCCCCAGCGUUGUCGUUUUGCCUUUGCCGCAACAUCAGCAUCAGCUUCCGCCUCACCUGCAGCAGUCCUACCAGCACGAGUAUGUGGAGCAGCCCCAUCACAGCGACCUGGGCAUGGCCCACGGCGUCAUGGAAGACCAAGGGGCCACCUUGGAGUACAAGCCAGGAAAGAGCCACAUGAUGGAUCCAGACGGGAUGCUUCCACCUCGCGUUCCCCAGCGAGAGGCAUCCCUCACCGUCCCUCCUGCCGUACCACAGAUGGGCAAACGUCUGGAGGUCCACUCGUCAGUGUACGGCCUCCGGAAAGGAUCGGCGUCUUCUGCUUCUGGAUCCUCAGCGCUGAAGAAGCACAACACCAACUCAUCCAACUCCUCUCAUUUGUCGAGACACCACAGCUUCCGUGUGGAGACCCCGCCCCCCGCCCCCCAGAGGGUGGACUCCAUACAAAUGACAACGCAGGGCAUAUCGCUGUCUCGGCAGCCUGGGAUGAUCACUUACGGCUCGCUGCCUCGAACGGGCAGCAAACACCUCAAACCCGACGUUCCCCCGAAACCCUCCGUAGUCUCUCUCUCAACAAAAGCAAAGUCCAGUGACUCCGGCACAUAGUCAGCUCGUAACCCCGUUAAGCCAGACUGAACAGACAGAAGCUAAAGGUGUUUUCAGACAGAAGAAACAGGGACUACUGUACAACUUGCAUCUCCUUUUAGUGCAUUUGUUUGUUUUUGGUGGAAAUUCACAGAUUUUGUUUUUAAAUAAUUUGUUUUUAUAUAAAUAUGUAAAUAUCCAAUGGAUGUUGUCUGUUGUUGAGCUCAGAUCAGCUCCCAGUUUGUCUGUAAACACAAAGAGGAAGAUGUACUCCUGAGAGAGGAAGUGAAGCCUGUCCUGGUAUUUCACAUGUCGGCACCCUGUAGCAUUCGAGAUGGUGGCUCCCCUGUUUGUAGUGUCUUCAGCCACCCAGACUUGACUUAUCAUAUGUUAUCGUGCCGAUGGACGGUGAGCGUACAGGGGUCGGGAGACGGAGAAUAAUCAAUGUACAGAAGCACUCAGAGAGACUGGAUUCAGACUGAGUCCUGUUGGAAACUGUGAAGAGAGUCUCAGUGUUACAGCAAUCAAGACCUGGGCGGGUUCUGCUGAGGCCUGGCCAGAAGAAUCUCCUACUGUACUGAACAAUACGUGACUGUUAAUACUAAUAGCCUGUUGUAUUUAUUUUUAUUAAGUGCUUUAAAAGAACAAACUGACUUUUUAGGCUUGGACAGAGAGAGGAGACAAAGAAGAGGUCUUUUAAUAAUAAUUAAUCAAGUGAGGAAAGAAAAAAUAUUUAAAGUCAUUAAACUGGAGCCAGUAGAACUUUUCUUGUAGACUUUAAAAAAAGGUCUUACUGAGUGCUCAGUGGGACCUGCAGCUCGAGAUACAACGACGACGAGGUGGAGAUAUUUAUUGAAACUGUGCCAGAACAGACUUUUACCUUUUCAGACCAGAGUUUCCAUUGUUUUCAACCAAUCAAGAUGAAAGAAAAGAGAAAAAAAGAUCUCCAAAAUCUCCCCCUUCACUCCUCCACCAAGCAAACCCUCGACCCUCCCCUCCAAUCAGCACUGUGGUUUUUUUUUUCGUCUGACUCCAAAACAUUUGUCCUGAUUAACUCACUGUUGCAUGUUACACAUAAAAGGAAGAGGCGCAGCAACAGUGCAGGAAUCAGUGCUCAAAACUAAGCUAAACGUUGCGACUGAGCGACGCCGGUCCAGCGCGGCGCCACGUGGACGAGCAGGCGGAGAAAAAAACGGAAACAAUAAGAAAAAGAAAAAAAAAAACUUUUUAUCGUCUGCUUAUUUUUCCACAUGUAAAUUUGUGCCUUACACCCUAAAGUAGUGACAAUGUUUUUCUUUAAUAGUUGUUAACUUUGUGUCCUUGUUGUAUUCCUUUUUUGUUUUUAUUUUCUUACAUCAUGAUAUUUCCCUUGUUUGAUAAAAAUGCAGUUAAAGAAUGUAGGUGUUAUUGUUGUAAUUCUGGUCCCUUAGACAUUAACACAGUUAACAGGUCAGACGGAGGAGAGGAAGGAGCGAUCACUUUCUUCUUUUUUUACUCUUUCUGCACACACACUCACUCAAUCAUCUUUGUGGUUCAUUUCUGACUGUGCCAUUAACGCGCUUCGAGCCGUCGUUCAUGUUGUGUUGGCAUUGUCUGCAAUUCUUUUUUUUUUAUUUUUUAUACAAGCUAAACGUUCCUGAUGUUGGUUUUUAUUCAUUUUUGUUGUUUGGUGUGAUGACCAGAACAGUUGAGAUUUGCUACGAGUUGAGAAGGCCGAGGUAGCUUCCCGGUGCAUUGCAAUAAUACUGCAACAACAGCACCGUAGCGACCUAUUAGUAUGAGAUACAAUAGGCCCCCAGUGAGCUACAGAAGCUCACUGCUUCUUAUAAGCAUUCAUUUCUUAGGCAGUUGCAUAAACAGGCUGGUUCCUGUGAAGAAAGCUGGGAUUUUAAAACAGUAGUGAAGAAGUUUCUCUAUUUAACCCCGUUUUUUGUAAGAAAACUAUUUGAAAAAAUACUAGUGUUGCUUUUUUUUUUAUUUUUAUUUUUGCGUCACUGACUCUUAUUAUUAAGGCCUGAGAGUUUGACUUAUAUGACCUCUUAUGUUUCCUUCGAUCACCCCUCACCAAAACACUUAAAUCAGUGGAGCACUCUUCUAUUGUUGUAUGUGUAGAUAGGUCAAAGUUUUCUUCAUGUCCAGCAGUUUUUUUUCCGUUUCUCAAUGGAAGAAAGCCAACAAUGUCUCUAUCCACAGCUAAACUAAGAGGGUGAAGUAGGAUCUGAGAAUGGGUUUCUGGUUUUCAUGUGUUGUCUAUAUGCUUACAGCAUUUGGUUGAAAAUAUCUUCAAAGCAGGAGUCAGCUCAACGGUUCUCUAUUACAUGUUGAACAGUUUUUCCAGGAAAUAUAGUCGGUUACAUUUGCUUCUAUUUUGCUGUUAUUUGUAACUUUUAUUUAUACAGGGUGUCUCAUUGAGAUCCAAGAUCUCAUUUAAAAGAUAGACCUGUUUUGAUUAAACAAAGAAAAUUACAAAUAGCAACAAAACAAGCAAUUGAGAGACUCUUUUGGCACCUUUGUUUUAAAACUUGUGUAAAAUAUGACCUUACAAUAAAAUGUGUGGUAUUUGCAAAAACAUAACCUCGCUCUGCAAAGGCCUGAAAAAUUCAACUUCUACAUUUGGGACAAAUCUGUUCAAUUAAAAAAAAAAAAAGUACAAAUCACCAGUGCUAAGACAACUGCUUAUUUUUUUUUUUUUACCAAAG
Molecule: messenger RNA, 6432 nt
Organism: Poecilia reticulata (guppy)
Lineage: Eukaryota; Metazoa; Chordata; Actinopteri; Cyprinodontiformes; Poeciliidae
Source: RefSeq, a predicted model, not a curated record